AUGAUAGAGAACCAGCAAAAUAUGCCCCUCCCAGACACAAGCAAAAAGCCAGCUGAUGGGGAGCCAGGAAGCCACCCGCAGAUCUCCAAAGGCUACCCCUUCAAUUGCCCGGCAGCAGUAAGCAGAAGCCUCAAACCCACCAAUCAUGCUUGCCUAUAUUAUCUCGCCACCAGCUUGCCUGCGUUGAUGCAUGUGGGAUUGAAAAUCCUGUACAGACCAAUUUCUGCCUUGGUGUUGUCCAGGCUAGCAACCAGAACUUAUUGGACUUCAGGAUACCAGCCGUCAGUUAGCACUAAGAAAGUUUCAAACUAGUGAUGUCAGCACAUAGACAUGGCUUGUAUCGGUGCUGGUGUUGGUGCUGCCACAGUAGGAGUGGUCGAUUCUGGGGCUGGAAUUGGAACAGUCUUUGGGAGUCUCAUGGGCUAUGCCAGAAAUCCUUCUCUGAAGCAGCUCUUAUUCUAUUUGGGAUUUGCUCUCUGUGAAGUUAUGGGUCUCUUCUGUCCAAUGGCUGUUUUCCUGAUCCUGUUUGCCAUGGGAAGAGUAUUGCUGAACUCUGGCAUUGGUGAACUACAAAUGUGAUUCUGUGUACUUGGGCUCAGAAUUUGUUUAUCAUGGAAAUAUAUACUACUUCCAAAGCAGUUUAAUUAAAGAUGGUAAUGAGGUUUUGUUUUUGUUUUUUAAAAAGCAAGACCCUCCAUCAGCAAAAAGAUUACAACUCGCUGAAGGCUCAGAUGAUAUUUUUUAGUAAUAAAGUAUUUUGAAUUAAGGUAGGUACAUUUUUUAGACAUAAUGCUAUUGCAUACUUAGCAGACUACUGUAUAUAGUGUAAACAAAACUUAUAUGUGCAUUGGAAAAUCAAUUCAUGUGACUUGCUUUUUUGCAAUAUUCGCUUUAUUGUGGUGGUCUGAAACCGAACCUGCAAUAUCUCUGAAGUAUGCCUGAAUAAGCAAAGAAGGUUCUCUAGCAAUGAGUCACAUCUCCUCCCCAAAUGAUCACUCCCAGAUUUGCAAUUUGCCCCACACAUACAUUCUAAUAAAUCAAACUCUGAUU
Sphaerodactylus townsendi is the source of this 1050-nucleotide messenger RNA. Its product is annotated as ATP synthase F(0) complex subunit C3, mitochondrial-like. Gene Ontology annotation, biological process: proton motive force-driven ATP synthesis. Gene Ontology annotation, molecular function: proton transmembrane transporter activity. The transcript has 2 exons. Lineage: Eukaryota; Metazoa; Chordata; Lepidosauria; Squamata; Sphaerodactylidae. The record is from RefSeq and is a predicted model, not a curated record.